Molecule: messenger RNA, 471 nt
Organism: Acanthamoeba castellanii str. Neff
Lineage: Eukaryota; Discosea; Longamoebia; Acanthamoebidae
Product: ribosomal protein s27a, putative
Exons: 3
Coding region: 1-471 (156 amino acids)
Biological process (GO): protein ubiquitination; translation; modification-dependent protein catabolic process
Cellular component (GO): cytoplasm; ribosome; nucleus
Molecular function (GO): ubiquitin protein ligase binding; structural constituent of ribosome; protein tag activity
Source: RefSeq, a predicted model, not a curated record
AUGCAGAUCUUCGUUAAGACCCUGACGGGCAAGACCAUCACCCUCGAGGUUGAGUCGUCCGACACCAUCGAGAAUGUCAAGCAAAAGAUCCAGGACAAGGAGGGCAUUCCUCCGGAUCAGCAGCGUCUGAUUUUCGCCGGCAAGCAGCUUGAGGACGGCAGGACCCUUGCGGAUUACAACAUCCAGAAGGAGUCCACCCUUCACCUCGUCCUCCGUCUCCGUGGUGGCGGUAAGAAGAGGAAGAAGAAGGUGUACACCACCCCCAAGAAGAUCAGGCACAAGAAGAAGAAGGUCAAGCUGUCCGUCCUCAAGUACUACAAGGUUGACGAGAACGGUAAGAUCACCCGUCUCAGGCGCGAGUGCCCCGCUGCUCAGUGCGGCGCUGGUGUGUUCAUGGCCAGCCAUGCCGACCGCCAGUACUGCGGCAAGUGCCACCUGACCUUUGUCUUCAACGCCCCUGAGAAGAAGUAA